Messenger RNA from Arabidopsis lyrata subsp. lyrata, 1046 nucleotides. Its product is annotated as probable leucine-rich repeat receptor-like protein kinase At5g49770. Gene Ontology annotation, cellular component: plasma membrane. The coding region runs from base 71 to 874 and encodes 267 amino acids. Gene Ontology annotation, biological process: protein phosphorylation. The transcript has 6 exons. The record is from RefSeq and is a predicted model, not a curated record. Gene Ontology annotation, molecular function: protein kinase activity; ATP binding. Lineage: Eukaryota; Viridiplantae; Streptophyta; Magnoliopsida; Brassicales; Brassicaceae.
GUAAUACAUCUUUUGAUGCUCCUGUAAUUCACGUCUACAAGGGACGCCACCUCGCCUGAUUGAGUUCUCGAUGGAGGAAUUAAGGCAAGCAACGAACAAUUUUGACAUGGCUAAUACUAUUGGGCUUGGAAGUUACGGAGUAGUUUAUACUGGGCUGAUCGGAGACAAGAUCGUUGUGAUCAAAAGGGAGUGGUGUGGUCUCCAACCUAGAUUCUUGGCUGAGGUUUCUUACAUGUCUAAAAUCCAACAUAGAAAUUUGGUUAAUCUGCUCGGUUAUUGUUGCGACGACGAGAACCAAUUGCUCGUCUUUGAGUAUAUGGUCAACGGUAGCGUGCGAGAUUAUCUAGAUGCCUCUAGGGACUUAACAUUCAAGAAAAGGAUUUCCAUAGCUCUUGAUGCAGCCAAAGGGUUGCUACACUUGCACAACUUAGAUCCUCCGGUACAACACAAGAGAUUUACGACGUCUAAAGUUUUGCUUGAUGCCGACCUCAAUGCCAAGGUAUCAGAUCCAGGAAUGUUGGGACUGCUUGAAGCACGUGAUCUUCGUCUAGUUAAUCCAAGAGGUGGUUUAGCGGAGACCAUUGAUGUUUUUAGCUUCGGGUUGUUCCUUCUAGAGCUUAUCACCGGUGAAAAACCUGAUGUGUUUGAAUCAAACGAAGAAAUUGUUCAAUGGAUACUUCCGAGAAUGUUCACUAGAUCAUCGUUCAAGCCUUAUAUGAAGAUUACGUUGGAAUGCUUGAAUUAUCCCGCAAUAGAUCGCCCAAAGAUGGAUGUGGUUGUGACCGAGCUUGAGACGAUUUACCAGAAUGAAGUCUUCAGUGAAGACCGUGGGGUUGCUCUAGGAAGUGAGCUUUUUAACAUUACCAUUGAGUAAGAGUGAGACAUGAUGUUGUUGUUUCAGUCUAUUUCGAAAUCCUAUAAAAGGCUAUAAUAAAAGAUUUCGAAGAUUUCAAACAAAAUCCAAUUUGGGUCUUGUAGACUCGCAGUGAAUGAGACUAAAACCGGUUUAGCCAAUACAAACCACUAUUAAACCGUACCUGAUUAGA